This is a messenger RNA of Penicillium robsamsonii, 465 nucleotides long. Its product is annotated as GFA family protein. The record is from RefSeq and is a predicted model, not a curated record. The coding region runs from base 1 to 465 and encodes 154 amino acids. The transcript has a single exon. Gene Ontology annotation, molecular function: carbon-sulfur lyase activity. NCBI's taxonomy places the organism in Eukaryota, Fungi, Ascomycota, Eurotiomycetes, Eurotiales, Aspergillaceae.
AUGGGGAUGAAAGCUCGCUGCCAAUGUGGCAAGAUUCAAUUCACUACACCGACAGAUAAACCUCUGAAACUAUGGAUCUGUCACUGCACAGAAUGCCAGCACCAAAGCUCGUCUGCCUUCGGCAUCACCGCAACCUUUCCGUACUUCGAGCUCCCUGAGUCAGUAUCCGGUAUGGUCAACAGCUACACUCGAGUUACCCUCAAGGGCCGGGAUCUGGAGUGCCUUUUUUGCAAAGACUGUGGCGCGCGGCUUCUUCAUCGCUUCCGGGAUGCAGUGCCUGCACCUGGCGAACAGCCCGAAUUUUCUGCAAUUACCAACGUGAAAGGUGGAUGUUUGGAGGAUCUGAACAAAGAGAUGCUGCGAUCUGCAGUUCAUAUCUGGUGUCAGGAGGCGAUUAUUGAUAUUCCCGGAGGCGUGGAGAAGUGGGAUCAGGCACCGCCGCAGCCAAAUCCCUUAGUUAACUAA